Scatophagus argus is the source of this 4750-nucleotide messenger RNA. RefSeq lists its product as uncharacterized. Lineage: Eukaryota; Metazoa; Chordata; Actinopteri; Scatophagidae. Bases 375 to 4457 code for a protein of 1360 amino acids. Gene Ontology annotation, biological process: regulation of transcription by RNA polymerase II. Gene Ontology annotation, molecular function: DNA-binding transcription factor activity, RNA polymerase II-specific; RNA polymerase II transcription regulatory region sequence-specific DNA binding. The record is from RefSeq and is a predicted model, not a curated record. The transcript is spliced from 21 exons. Gene Ontology annotation, cellular component: nucleus.
UUUAGAAGAGCAGCUGCUAGAAGGAAGAAAGUGUAGGCUAAGCUAGGGCUUUUAUUGUGCAAAGCUGAAGGAGUCCGUACAGCACAUGUAAGCGGAAUAAAUGUUUGCUGUCUGGUUUAGCAUCGUGUCAUGCCUUUGUCGUUCGUUCCGUGGCCGCAACUGGUUAUCCGGUAUUUGUAGAGUAAUUUCAAUUGCCCUGUACCUAUAGCGCCAUCUUUCUUCGAUUUAAAGACUGGCUUUCCUGUUAGACUCAUUUUUCUAGCCGGACGGUAUUGGUGACCGCACCGCGUGGAGGAGCAACAUCCGCUCUGAGCGUUCCCGCGUAUUUCUGCCGGUAGCCAGCGAUGCUGCUGAACUGAACCCCGAGUAACAACAUGGAGGCUGCGGACGGCUUCAGUAACGUGUCUAAAACGGAACUACUGAGAGGAGUCGUCGUUGAGAAACUGACUGCAGCCGCGCAGGAGAUCUUGGCGGUGGUAGAAAGAACCGUAGCCUGUUAUGAGGAAGAGGCUUCGGGAUUGAGGCAGGAGAUCGACCGGCAGAGGAGGCAACUGGAGAACCUCCUGCAACCUCGGAUCAAACUCGAGACAAUAGAUGACCAGUUUCCUGUGUGUGAGCUGGCAGUUGAAGGAGCAGCUUCACUCCCUCAAGAGGAGCAGCAACACAAAUAUGAGUCAAAUGACCAGUUUCCUGUCUGUGAGCCGGCGGCUGGGGGAGGAGCUGAACUCGUUGAAGAGGAGGAGCAGCACAAAUAUGAGAUGAGAGUGGAGGACAGCAGGAGUCUGGGCCUCAUGUGCUACACUGAGGCACAGAUGGAGGAGGAGGAGGAUCAGGAGCCGCUCACAGAACCAGAUUAUCAAGUGUUCUCAAGGUUAUUGACUCCCACAGUUGAGUCUGACAGGAGGAGCAGUGCUGGCAAACCUCGGGUCCAUGCAUUACAGGACCACAUAGACCUCAGGAUCCGCGUCCUGGAGGAUUCUCUGAUCAAAGUGGUCUCAGCUGACAUGUUCAAGAAGUACGCAAUGCAGGAGGUGAAGUGUCCUCGAGGCCUCCAGGAGGCGGACUUCCUGGACCUGCUGAGGUCCACCUUCCCUCAGCUGGCUGAUCGGAGACCUUUUGACUUCUUCACUGCUGACAAAACCAAGAGACUACAGCCCGUGAGAGUAAAGCCACUGACUCCAGAGGAGAUCGACAGACACAUCAGCUCCACGGGGCAUUCAGCCCUCUACAUCCGACUGAAGGACCUGUCGUCUGAGACCGACGCUGCUGUGCGUCGGACACAAGAGGCACUAAAGUCCACUGAACUGCUUCCUCGAUCACAGACAAACGUUGCUGCUCCUGCUUCUCCUCCACCUGCUCCCGAUCAAACCAGGUUAUCAUCGCCCAGAGUUAAGUCUGACAGGAGGAAGCCCGGCAGACCUCGGACCAGUGAACGACAGAACCACGUAGAUCUCAGGAUCCGCAUCCUGGAGGACUCGCAGCUCGGUGUGCUCUCACCCAAUGUGUUUCAGAUGUGCCCAGUGCUGGAGCUGCAGUGUCCUCGAGGCCUUCAGGAGGCGGACUUCCUGCACCUGCUGAGGUCCACCUUCCCUCAGCUGGCUGCUCGGAGACCUUUUGACUUCUUCACCAUUGACAGAACGAAGACACUGCAGCCGCUCAGAGUAGAGACACGGACACCAGAGGAGAUCCACAGGGCAGCUGGGCAUUCAGCCCUGUACAUCCGACUGAAGCCACCUGAGGAGAUCCAGACCAGAGACAAAGGACCUCUGCAGAAAAAAGAUGCUGCUACAUGUUCUCCGUCCAUAGAUCAAACCAAGCUGUACAAAAGAGUCAAGUCUGACAGGAAUAGCUUCAGCAGAACUCAGACCGGUGAGCCACAGAACCUCGUAGAUCUCAGAAUCUUCAUCCUGGAGGACUCACAGAUUGACGUGCUGUCGUGCAGUGUGUAUAAGAAGUACGCAGUGCAGGCGCUUCAGUGUCCUGGUGGCCUGCGGGAGGCAGACUUCCUGGACCUGCUGAGGUCCACCUUCCCUCAGCUGGCUGCCGGGAGACCUUUUGAUUUCUUCACUACUGACAAAACCAAGAAACUACAGCCUCUGAGAGUAAAGCCACUGACUCCAGAGGAGAUCAACAGACACAUCAGGUCCACGGGGCAUUCAGCCCUCUACAUCCGACUGAAGGCACAGGAGGAAGUCCAGAUCAGUGAGGAAGAGCUUCAUCGUGCUGAUGCUGAUAAAUAUUCUUCAUCCACUUCUGAUCAAACCAGACUGAACACGAGAGUCAAGUCUGACAGGAUUAGCUUCAGCAGACCUCAGACCGGUGAGCCACAGAACCUCGUAGAUCUCAGAAUCUUCAUCCUGGAGGACUCACAGAUUGACGUGCUGUCGUGCAGUGUGUAUAAGAAGUACGCAGUGCAGGCGCUUCAGUGUCCUGGUGGCCUGCGGGAGGCAGACUUCCUGGACCUGCUGAGGUCCACCUUCCCUCAGCUGGCUGCCGGGAGACCUUUUGAUUUCUUCACUACUGACAAAACCAAGAAACUACAGCCUCUGAGAGUAAAGCCACUGACUCCAGAGGAGAUCAACAGACACAUCAGGUCCACGGGGCAUUCAGCCCUCUACAUCCGACUGAAGGCACAGGAGGAAGUCCAGAUCAGUGAGGAAGAGCUUCAUCGUGCUGAUGCUGAUAAAUAUUCUUCAUUCACUUCUGAUCAAACCAGGCUGAACACGAGGAAGAUGGCUGAGUUGAGUGAAGAAAUCAAGGAGGUGAUCUGCAACACUUUGCCACGCAUCUCUGAGGAGACCCAGUGGCAAAUAAUAACCAAACUUCAGAGCUCUGGACUGGAGUCAAGAGAAGAUUUGAAACACGUACAGCAGGAGGACCUUGCUGGUCUGUUACCUGCCGUUCAGCUUCGAAAACUCCUGAAUGCUUUUAGAUCAGAGGUAGAGACACUUGAGUUGGAUCAAGUGAUUCCAACUUCUUCACCACAGAGUGGUGCUUCAUUUGAAUCUCCAUCGCUAUCAUCAGGUCCUGCACCUCAUCCAUCACAGCUGUCAAACACUGCAUUAUCGCCAGGCCGGGCGGGACUCGGUUAUCCCAGCAGCAGUCUGUAUGCUGUGCCAUCUCAAAUCCUGAACUCGUGGUCAGAAACAUUCCAGGUCCCUUGGCCACAGAUGCCACAGGAAAUACUCUCCGCAGUUGCGGACGGCAGGAGACCGAAACCUGUGGAGCGACGCCAGAUGGUACGAGUACUCGUAGACGAAAUGAGGAAGUUUGAGACUAACCCCAGUCGCUCAGAGUGCCUCACUGUGGUUCGAAAUAUCAUCAGGCAGUAUCCAAAGAGUUUUGCUGAUAUAACACCAAACGGGUCACUUUUGGGUCGAGGUUAUAUGUCACUUUUAAUUCAAGUGAAAAACCGCGUUGACAAUGUGAACCGUGGAUCAAGAGGCCGCCGAGCCUUUAGAUCCGGUUCUACCUUCAAGAGGGGGCAAAGUGACACUUACGGAUGCACAAGACUCCAGCCAGAGCUCCCUCCAGAAGAAACUGAUGAGACUAUGGAGCAGAGCCGCCAGACACUGGAGGAGAUCUACAAACAGGAGGGUGCAGGUGGAGCUGUAAGAGCAGAUGUCAAAGACCUGAUGAAGCUCACAUUCUGUCUACAACGUCACCACAUAAACGUACUUCCACCACCCAGCGUUGCAGACCUGAAGAGCAAGUGGCCUUUUCUGUUCACUCAGAGGUACAUUUUUGCUCAUUUUGAGUCGCUCACAGACAUCAGUGUGCUUCGUAGCUUUGAAGUCGCCAUGGAGGAAUGUGGGAGAGCCAUCACAGAGUACUUCAGGUGGAAACCUUCAAACAAAGAUGUCAUGGAUGUCCUCUCAAAUCGCAAAGAUAAGGAGAUGGCGCUCCAUAUUGUUCAGCUGCUUAUGGCACACUUUGGAGAGAACCUGUCAGGACUGGUCCUUAUAAUAGAUGAAUCUGCCACCGCAGCUGAUGUUGAGACAACCUUCACUCUACCUGCAAGCCCUCGCCUCAUCCUGCUUGUGACAGGAAGAACGGGCCAAGUCUCCAUUGGACGCUGGAUGAUCACCCUCGAGGGACGUGUCAUAUCUGAGGGCAUCACACCAACCUUUUUGACGGGACUCGCUGCCGUAUUUGCAAUCUACUAUAUAUUCAAUCUUCAUUAUCAAGACGAGGCAGCCCGUACUCUGGAAUUCAUUCAGAGGCGCUUCAUUGAUAUAAAUCCAGAGAGAAGAACAAAGGCCAUCCGAGGAAAGCUUGUCUCCAAGAAGGCGGGUGUGAUUGUCCAGAAGAAGUCCACCGCAGUCAAUGCACGCGUCUCAACGCUACUGAAGAACCUCACUGACUUUGAAUGGGACUGCGUGCAGGUCAGCGAGCUCUCGUCCAUGUGUCGUCCUGACAGACUGAUGCUGAGCCACAAGGGAGUCUGUGGGGAAUAAUGUGUUUUGGAUCACUGCGAUCCGCACGUCACCACCUCUGGGAGGUCAAACACUCACUUCCUCUGGAUUAGCAUCCUCAGUGUUCAGCCCGGUUGCCUGAUUCGAGGUCAACUUGUGUAAGAUAAAGGACUGCAAACCAAAAUUUGGAAGGUGUUACAACAUACGUUUCAGGUGUUAUUAUGUAAGGCAGUCUUUGUCUCGUUUCUAUGGUCAUCUUACAGUUUUUAUUUUUGUCUUUUACGUUAGCAGUGUUCAUAUUCACUCUGCCCUUUUAAAUAAAGGCUUGUUUGUCU